AGAUAAAUGGAGCUCUGGUGGAUUAUUUUGGCUGGCUGUGGAGGAGGCCUUCUUCUCGUCGCUUAUGUGGCAGUUGUCAUGUACAAAAUAUGUCGUCGCAAGAAAAGGUGAGGAAGUACACUCAAUUUUACAGCUGUUCGUGUCGUUCACAAAAUUGCUAACUUUUGAAGUUAGGUGUUGUUGACUUCAGUACUUUCGUAAAUUUAUUAUUAACUUUGAGUCUUAUGUGUACGAAUCUCGUUCAUGAGGCACUAGAAAUUCUUCUUUUCCUAUAUGUUUUAUCGCCAGUUUCGCUGAGCUAAGUAUAUGAGGAAAACUGAAUAACCAAUUCAAUUCGUGCAUUCAGCCGUCAAUGGUACAUUUUAGAUUAAAACAACAUUUAAUAACCAGCCCUGCAAGUCAAGCUUGUGAUCAUCAGACCAAAAUCGAGCUUUGAUGAGAGCUGAUGGUUUGUUUUCGUGUGCAUGAAACAGAGAAUUUCACGGGAAGUCACAAAUAGUGAAAAAAAUACAUUUUCUUUAGUGAUGGAGAAAGUUAUUCUUACUGCUGAACCUAGUUUAAUUCUAAAAGCCCCCCGGCCAAAAAGGAAUUCAUCAAGUCAAAAUUUAUAGAUAAACAGAUUGCCGCUGGCAAAUCUCCAUGGCUUUCUGUGGCUACAGACACGCACGUUAGCUUAUUUACGCGCGGAUCACCAAUAGUUAGCGUCAAAUUUUUCUCGAAGCUUACUUUGUUCGUAUUUAAUAGAUGACUGACUUUUUUAAAAAAAAGGCAUAUCCUCCACUGUCAGUAUUAAUGCUAAGAAAAGAUUCUUUCUUGGCUUUUUAUAAAACAGGUUCAUUUCGUGCUUGACUAUGGGAUUGUAUAUCAUACAGUAGUCUUACAUAAUCUUUUUUCGGCCGCAUCGUUACAGGGUUCAGAUGAACCAAGCGGGGGAUCCUGAACGAAACACUGAUGAUAAAGAUUGGGUAACUCACGUCAAUCCAAGCGUGGUUUCUGAGAGAACAGAAGACGGACUCUGUAUGGACACUAAAAGAGGUUCUACCAAAAUUCGUCGCAAAGCUUCCACUGUGCUUAUACCAAACGCUUCUGUUAGCGAGAUUCCAGGGACUUCAGACGCAGUUCUUCGAUCCGUGCAAAGCGUUACAUCUCCGAAGGCUAACUCUGCAAAUAAACAAAACGGAUCUCGGCCGACGAUUGUCGAGAAGCAAGCAUCCACUGAACAAAAGUCACCUUCUGAUGAAAAAAGUAAGGCCGCACCUCCCUCAAGUAACAGUCCUUGUCUGGUCCAAAGGUCUGAAUACACAUGGGAAACAUUGUUACGCCAACCAAGCGAUGUGAGAAAAAACCGAAGCCAGUCAUUUAACUGGGAAGUUUCGGAGCCAAGAAAACAAAACAUGAAUACUCGCUCCUUGAAACUAAAAAGAGGUGAAGAAGGAAGGCGAUUUGUAAGAAGUAAAUCCCUCAAAGGAUACACACAGCGCGAGCUAGCCAUUCUAUCCACAGAGGAGAUGCCUCCAUCAACCGAACUAGUUCUUUCUGUAAAACGCGGUGGCGAAAACAAGAAAAGGAAGAGCCCCCAAGAACCUGAGAAGGAUCAAAGCACAGACGCUGAUACACGGAAGAGAAUGUCUGUCAAAUCUAUGACUGCUGAGAAAAGCAUAAAAAUCAGCAGAUCAGGAUCUGCACCAUCCAUGACAGCUAAAGAGAAGGCAGUUAAAAAUGCAGAGGCAAUUAUCAAACCUCGAACGAAAUCGUAUACAUGGAUUCCAGAGCCAGACUACCAAUCAGUUUCCAUAGAAGAGAUCGUUUUAGAAAAUCGAGAAAAAAACAAAGUUAAUCGCGAAGAUCAGGUGUGCAUAGUGGAGAUUCGCAACGAACCAAAUGAUUCAGAUUCACACGUUAGCUUGUCUGCAGGAAACGAAGCCCAAAUGAUCGGUGCAGCGCAAGACGUGCCUAAUGAAGAGCAAUCGCAUGAAGAACAAAAGGACUUCAGCACUAUAAUUGAUAUCGUUGAUAUUGCGGUUUCCUCACCGUGCCCAGGUGUUGCCAGAAGAGUAACAACAGUUAUGGAUGAUGACACCCCAAACACAAGGGAAACGGAGGAGACCAAGAUUCUAAUGGGAAGUAGCAUAAAAAGAGAAUUAUCUGUUAAAAACCAAGUUAAAAACUUGGAGGCUACGAUUACCAGUGAACAGCCAGUUACUCACCAUGACCAAACUUCAAAAACAGAAAGUAAUAACGCAGAGGAAACGAAUGUAUCUUUUGGAACUGAUAUUAACAAUAACGUCAAAACAUUGUCCGGUUUUAAUCAAAAGCCAAGUCCGAACAAAGCGAUGACAGUAGAAGCAACAGUCCACAAUAUCCCUAAUGGCCAUCCUCCUUUCACAACCAAACCAUCUGAGGUCAGAUCGAUUGGAAAAUUGACUAUCGUCAAAAAUGUCGACGUGCCUUACUACCAGAAAACACAGGAUUCGCGAAAGAGUAUCGAUAAAGCCUCCUCUAUUGUUAUAAGGCAAUCAUCUAAUGCAAUGUUGAUUGGAUAUGGGGGACUUUCAACGGGGAAAACCGAUGAAAUUCAUCAAAUUGAGACCUCGCCGAUGCCUCCGCCUGUACCCUACUCAAUACAACCACGGGCUUCUAGCCAAACGCAGGACACCACCAAAAUAACUAUUUUAUCGAAAGAUAAUCAGAAAAAUAGCAACGCAGUCCCUCAGCUGACCUCGGCGGAGGUACUUCAAAGGGCGUUACAAAAAUCUGUGAAAGGCAAUGCAGUGAACUUACCGCUAACAACGACAACACCAACACCAACUAAAACGUCAACAACAGCAAAGGAGGUAGACGCCGAGCUUACUUUAGAAGAAAAGAAGAAAGUGUGGAAACGAGAACAAAUAGUGGAUCAGCUGCAUGCCGCUCGGACUAGAAAUGAAAACCAGAGCUACGUAUUUGGCACAGGACUGGCUUACCAGUCUUGCAUGCCUGAACUGCAGAACAGGCUUAAACAAUUAACACUUACAAAAUGAAUUCAAGGAUGGAAUAAUACCAGAAUGUUAACCACUCAAGAAAGACCUUACAAACUGUUCCAUACAAACGCUCUUCUGGUCAAUAAAAUAAAGCUUCCUCGUCAAUGGUUAACUAUAAGCUAGCCCGGCGAGGUUUUUAAUUGUUGUUAGAAUCGCAGCCGGAAUUUCUAGAAACUUUUAGUGGCCGAAGAUUCUCAAUAAAAUAUUCUAUGUCAAAUAUAAGUAAUUGACGUACUAUCGACGGGUAUAAGCCAACACAUUAUACGGAUAUGGAAAGAGGUUCGACUAGCCUCUAAAUUCUAUUAUUAAAUAAAGAAAUAAUACAUUAUCGUAUACUCUUUAUCGUAUCGUUCCUUCUCGGAAAAAUGUAAAUUUUAACGCC
Molecule: messenger RNA, 3402 nt
Organism: Pocillopora meandrina
Lineage: Eukaryota; Metazoa; Cnidaria; Anthozoa; Scleractinia; Pocilloporidae
Source: the annotation of a GenBank genome assembly